This is a messenger RNA of Perognathus longimembris pacificus (Pacific pocket mouse), 5185 nucleotides long. It is a transcript of the gene Srl, whose product is annotated as sarcalumenin. Gene Ontology annotation, molecular function: GTP binding. Bases 2 to 2731 code for a protein of 909 amino acids. The transcript is spliced from 7 exons. Lineage: Eukaryota; Metazoa; Chordata; Mammalia; Rodentia; Heteromyidae. The record is from RefSeq and is a predicted model, not a curated record.
CAUGAGGGCGCUGCUCCUGCUCUGCUGCUUCCUGGCCUCGCUCCUGCUCUCAACACAAGCAGAACUGCAAGUCCCUGCUUCGGGUGGCACAGAAGAUGUUGGCAAUUUGUUGGAGAAUCAUUUCUCUGCUGGAGACGCAAGUCUAGAGGAGAAAGAAAGGGCACUCUAUGCAGAUGCGGCCCCUCCAGACAAGAAUCUGCUCCUUCACUACCCAGACGGCAGGGAGGCUGAGAGCUCGGAGCAGACCACCACUGGGGUCCCCCCUGCUGCCACCGGCCCGGGCUCUGAGCCCGAAGCCAACCUCUCCAAUGCCUCAGCUGCAGAGUCAGCUUCCCCCGAGGAUGCUGCUGGGCCUGGGGAGGGCGAGGAGGGGUCACCAGCAGGAGGCGGCCUUCCUCUAGGAGGGGAUGAGGGGCCCACACAAGAGGAGAGGCCAGAAGUCAGUUCAGGGGAGAAGGAGGUUGGGCUCUCCACAGAGGGGACUGUUGAUGAGGAGGCAGAAGUACAGGUGGGGAAUGGUGAGGUCCCCAAGAAAGCUGAGGGGGUUCUAGGAGACAACCUGGCUCAGGGAGCAUCAGAAGAAGGGGGUACAGUGCCUAAAGCCAUGGGAGCCUCUAGCUUGGAGGGUGAAGAGGGCCCUGCCUCAGAGGCAGAAAAUGAGGCCAGCCUGGGAUCUGAUCAUCAGCCAGAGGAGCUAGAUGGAGCCUUGGAAACUGAUAGGUCAGCAUCAGAAUCAGAGUCUGAUGUGGAUGCAGAAGCUGAGGAGGGCACUGAGGCUCAGCCUCAGGUCAGUGCCCCAGAGACAGAAGACAAGGAGAGCACAGAGCCUGAUCACCAGCCUGCAGAAAUAGAAGAAGCACUGGACACCUCAUCUGUUGGGGUAGAAUCAGAGGCUAAGAUGGACACAGAAGCUGGAGAAGGGGCUGAGGACAAAGGCGAGUCUGGUCCCACUCAAGAGGCUGGCCAGGCCACAGAGACCAGUGAAGAAUCCAGUGGCAUUCAGAGCUCUGGGGCUGGGGAGAUGGAAGAGAAACACUCCUCCAAGGACCAGACGCCUGAAGAGGGCCCAGACGAAGCUUCCUCUGAGGAUGAACAAGAUGAAGGUGCAAGUGAGGAAGGAGUUCUAUCUGAAGAAGAGUCUGGAGAAGACAGCGGCGACGGGGCUAGCUCAGAAGAAGGAGGUGCCUCUGAGCAGGCUGGGGAACCCCAGGAAACAGCAGGAACUACAGAGCCUGGGGAGGAAGGGGCACAGCACAACAAAGAGGAUUUGAAUGCAGAGUCUGAGGAGGGUGGUGAAGCCCAGGACACUGGGGCAGAAGAGCCCGAAGAGGAACCCCAGGGGAGGGGGAAUCCUAUCAUUGCUACCCAGGAAGAGGCAGACGAUGUGAGUGAAGAAGCACCUUUGAGGGACCGCUCCCACAUUGAGAAAACUCUGAUGCUGAACGAGGACAAGCCGGCUGAUGAUUACUCAGCGGUGCUACAGCGGCUUCGAAAGAUCUACCACACAUCCAUCAAGCCCCUGGAGCAAUCUUACAAAUACAACGAGCUUCGGCAGCAUGAGAUUACAGAUGGGGAGAUUACUUCCAAGCCAAUGGUGUUGUUCCUGGGACCGUGGAGUGUUGGUAAAUCCACCAUGAUAAACUACCUCCUAGGGCUGGAAGACACUCGCUACCAGCUCUAUACAGGUGCUGAACCCACCACCUCCGAGUUCACGGUUCUCAUGCAUGGGCCCAAGCUCAAAACCAUUGAGGGCAUUGUCAUGGCUGCUGACAGCGCCCGGUCCUUCUCACCCCUGGAGAAAUUUGGCCAGAAUUUCCUGGAGAAGCUGAUUGGUAUAGAAGUUCCUCACAAACUUCUAGAGCGGGUCACUUUUGUGGAUACACCAGGCAUCAUUGAGAACCGCAAGCAGCAAGAGAGAGGCUAUCCCUUCAACGAUGUGUGCCAGUGGUUCAUCGACAGGGCCGACCUCAUCUUUGUCGUUUUUGACCCCACCAAGCUGGAUGUAGGUCUGGAGUUGGAGAUGCUCUUCCGCCAGCUGAAGGGACGCGAGUCCCAGAUAAGGAUCAUCCUGAACAAGGCGGACAACCUGGCUACACAGAUGCUCAUGCGUGUGUAUGGGGCCCUCUUCUGGAGCUUGGCACCCCUCAUCAAUGUCACAGAGCCCCCUAGGGUUUACGUCAGCUCCUUCUGGCCCCAAGACUAUAAGCCCGACACCCACAGGGAACUGUUCCUCAAAGAAGAGAUCUCCCUUCUGGAAGAUCUGAACCAAGUGAUUGAGAACAGGUUGGAGAAUAAGAUUGCCUUCAUCCGCCAGCACGCCAUCAGGGUUCGUAUUCAUGCCCUUUUGGUUGACCGCUAUCUGCAGACUUACAGGGACAAAAUGACCUUCUUCAGUGAUGGAGAACUGGUCUUUAAGGACAUUGUGGAGGAUCCUGAUAAAUUCUACAUCUUCAAGACCAUUCUGGCAAAGACCAAUGUCAGCAAGUUUGACCUUCCCAACCGUGAGGCCUAUAAGGACUUCUUUGGCAUCAACCCCAUUUCCAACUUCAAACUCCUCUCUCAACAGUGCUCUUACAUGGGAGGGUGUUUUCUGGAGAAGAUCGAGCGGGCCAUAACUCAGGAGCUCCCCAGCCUCCUGGGUAGCCUUGGGCUUGGGAAGAAUCCAGGUGCUUCCAACUGUGACAAAACAGGGUGUGGUGAGACCCCAAAGAAUCGCUACAAGAAGCACUAGGGUUGUGUGUAGCUGUUCUGGGGUCCCUGUUGGAGAAUGAGCUUGCGUCCUAAAUAUCUGAGAAGUCCUGGUUUAUUAACCCUUUGAGCCACACUGGCGAGAAUCAGUACACAUUGGAGAUUUGGGAGUUGAAUGAGACUGGUGGUGGGGGCAGGUGCAUGGAUCUAGGAGGGGGAAAGUGGAAACUGUGAAUUAUAGCAUGCUUGUCUUGUUGUUUCAGUGAGGAAGCAUGGGUGAGGAAGAGCAAGGAGCAACCCUUGCUUUUCCUGGGUCCUGUCUGGAAGGGACAGAGAACAGCUAAAUUCUAGUGCCUACUAAAUCAAUGAGGGUCAAAUAAGCUAUAUGCAGCUGGAAUUCCUUUCCCCCCUGUAAGCUGGGUAGAUAACGAAGCCACAGUGACAUGGAGUUCUCAGGUCUGUGUCAACUCCUUCCACACAGUCUUUUGUCUGUUCCCCAUCCCUUCUCAGUUCCCUCUCAAGCUUGAGUGGACAAUCUCUUGAGUCUGAAUCUACUUGGGUUUUGAGCCUGUCCCAGGAACCUCUUCCCUGUUUCCCCAAGGAGGGUGGCAGUGCCUAGCAUACCAGAACACUCAGAGAGAACAAGAGCUCCCAGGUCAGGGUGAAGGUCUGCCUCCUGACAUGGUAUUUCUUUGAUAUUUCACCAGAGGAGCUCAGACACUCCAUUGGCUCUAAGAGGAGGGUGAGUGGAUGGUGUCUUCAGGCCAUUCCCUUCUUGGAAAUGAUUGAAAUAAAGUACUCAAAGGGCUCAGGGGGUUAAUUGGUUUGCAGUGUGUCUUUGUCUAUUGCAUGUCUUGGAAAACUCAGAUCCUAAAGGCAUUGGGUUUCAGAGAGGACAAUGGAGGCCUUGCUCCUUGGUCUUGGGGACUUCUCUGGGCAGCCAGCCUCUCCCAAGUUUGGGAGGAGGCCGUUUCUACAGCUUCUCUGUGGAAACACAUGGCAGAGGAGUUGCCCCUUCCGGUUACCAUUACUAUGGCUUUUCCUUUCUUCUCCAUUCCCUGAUGCAUCAACACUUAAAACUCAGAGAAUUUUCCUAGGAUCAGAACCAGCACCAGCCAUUUGGCACAUACCCCUUUGGCAACCAAGGCCUAAGGUUCAAUUUCUACUUGCACGUGAGGCAGGUGAAUGUACCACAGGUCAGCCAAACACCAGUGAGUGUAAAUUUGUGUGUACAUCAUCAAAGAGAGAGAUUGAGGAAAUGACAAACCCAAGGGCACAGAAAAAGAAUUCCUUGUGAGAGUCCUGUGAGGCCCACACAUAGGACCACCUUGGAGGGGAAGGCCUGGGGUCUGGGCAGCCUUUUGAUGGAGCAUGCCCAGUGAAAUCAUGAGUGUGCAGGGGUGGCCCAGAGUUGCCUCAAGCAGCCUUUCAAACACAGCCAACAGCUCUUCUUGGGAGCAAGCUGCCAUAGAUGUCUUGACCAUGACACAUGAGUGUCUACCAGCACCAGAAACUCACCUGGACCAGAGGAAGGGUGAGCCAGAGUUCCUUCCUCUGAGGAUCCUGGGCAGAUAAGCAGAUCUAGUACCAAUGUGGUCCACACAGAGAACGCAAUUUAGGAGUUUGUAUUUCUCUGAAUUCUUAGUGGUCCAGAACCUCCUAUGAAGGAGGCUGCUGCUUUGGACUUCUUUGUGGAGAGCCUCCACACAAGAGAGCCAGAGGCCCCAAAGAUGCUUGCACACAGAGACACUGUCUCCAAGAAGCAAGUUAGUGGGAAAAGAAAAGCAGUUUCUGCAAGGGGGCAUCCAUGGAGCCUGGUGGCUUGGACUGAUGAACUGCAAUCUGUCCUGGAGUUUUCUUCCUUUAAAGCAAACAGUCCCCCUCUCUCCUCUCCAUUUGGGAGACUGCCCCUGCGCCUUUCUCUUUCAUGGUCCUCAAGCUCAUGGGCUGCUUUUGGCAUAUCAGAUUUGUUUUUCUUUUGUUUUUUCAAUGCAGUCAGGGGAAUUAAAAAAAAAAGGUAGAACUGUAUGGACCUUGUUAUAGCUGUCAAUAUCACCUAUGCUUUGGGGGAGGCUGGUGGAAUGGGGCUAAUAAAUUCAUGCAACAUUUGUAUUUUUGAGGGGCUGCCUUAUCAGUGUGCUCUUUUGAUUUUUUUCUUUUCUCUCUUUUCCUUUUCUUGUUCCUUCCCUCUCUCCAUUCUGUUCCUCUUCUUUUGCACCUACCUUUCUCUGUUGAACAGUACAGGUUAGAACCUGUGCUAUCCUUUGUCCAGCUCUGUGGAGAUAGAUUUCAACCAGGAUUCUCUUUUAUUUUUAUUUUUCUUGGGGACAGUGGUGGAGGGCAGAGCUGGAAGUAGAGGAAAUGUAGUAUCCAGAGAUUCCCCAAAAGGAGUAUGUGUGAAUGUCUGUGCCGGAAUGUGGCCAACCCUUUCCAGUGUUCUUUUCCAUUCAUAUUUCAGUGGGGAAAAUGUCUCAAUAAAGUUCCAAUCUCUCUUUAA